This is a messenger RNA of Verticillium alfalfae VaMs.102, 957 nucleotides long. RefSeq names its product NAD-dependent epimerase/dehydratase. The record is from RefSeq and is a predicted model, not a curated record. NCBI's taxonomy places the organism in Eukaryota, Fungi, Ascomycota, Sordariomycetes, Glomerellales, Plectosphaerellaceae. The transcript has a single exon. Bases 1 to 957 code for a protein of 318 amino acids.
AUGGCCGACAUCCUCAUCACCGGCGCCGCCGGCUUCAUUGGCCAGGACCUUGUAUCUGCCCUCUUGGCCGCAGACCCCUCUACACGCCUCACCCUCACAGACGUAGUCGAGCCUCCCGUUCCCGCCAGCGCAGCGUCCCACGGCGAUCGCAUAACCUCUCUCAAGGCCGACCUCACAUCUCCCGCCGCCGUAACCUCCCUUCUCUCCCGCCCCUUCACCGCAGUCUAUCUCCUCCACGGCCUCAUGUCCGGCGGCGCCGAAGCAAACCUCGACCUCGGCCUGAAAGUCAAUGUCGACUCCGUUCGCACCGUCCUCGACCACCUCCGCACCGAGUACCCCGGCACAGUCGUCAUCUUCACCAGUUCCUGCGCCGUCUACGGUCCCGCGAAUCCCGUUCGUGAAUCCGAAACGCUGCCGCAGCCUCGCAGCUCGUAUGGAGCCGAAAAGCUCAUCAUCGAGCUGCUGCUUAACGACUACUCGCGACGCGGGCUGCUGGACGGACGCAUCGUCAGACUGCCGACCGUCAUAGUGAGGCCCGGGGCCCCCUCUGCCGCGGCAUCGAGCUUUGCUUCGGGCAUCGUGCGGGAGUCGCUGAACGGGGAGAGGAACGUGUUGCCCGUUGCGCGGGAUCUGGAGCUGUGGGUGUGCAGUCCCAAGACGGUGGUCAAGAAUCUGGUCAAGGUCAAGGACGUACCGAAGGAGGCGUUUGGAGAGUCAAGGGUUGUCAAUCUUCCGGGCAUUACCGUGACGGUGAAUCAGAUUCUGGACGCACUGGAGUCGGUGGGCGGCAAGGAGGCUGCGAGUCUGGUGGAGGAGAAGAGGGACCCUGUCAUUGAGAAGAUCGUCAACACGUGGCCCUCGAGGUUCGAUGUGAGUCGAGCUUAUGGUCUGGGCUUGGAGGCUGAUGGGGAUGUGCUCGAUGCUGUCAAGGCGUUUGCUGCGACGUUGGAGGCCUAG